Messenger RNA from Humulus lupulus (European hop), 441 nucleotides. RefSeq lists its product as uncharacterized. The record is from RefSeq and is a predicted model, not a curated record. Lineage: Eukaryota; Viridiplantae; Streptophyta; Magnoliopsida; Rosales; Cannabaceae. Bases 1 to 441 code for a protein of 146 amino acids. Gene Ontology annotation, molecular function: zinc ion binding; nucleic acid binding. The transcript is spliced from 2 exons.
AUGGAUGAGGUAAAACCAUCAUAUGAAUAUCUAUUUGAGGUUGUUAAAAAAGAAAAAUCAUUGAUUGUAAACCUCAUAGAUCAAACAUGCACAUGCAAUAGAUUCCAAAUUGAUGAGAUGUCGUCUGGUCAUGCUCUUUCUAUGAUGAAGAAGAUAAACCUAGACCCCUACAAUUAUUUUUCAGAUUACUACACAACAAAGACAUUGCUAGAAACAUAUGAAGCUACAGUAUACCAUGUAGGACACCAACGCACUUGGGAUGUACCAGCCUAUGUAAAAGAAACAAUAGUAUUACCUCCAAAUGCUAGAGUGAAAACAGGAAGACCAAAGAAAAGAAGAAUCAGAGCUGUUUGGGAAACUAAAAAGCAAAACAAGUGCAGCAGAUGUGACCAAAGAGGUCAUAAUAGAAAGACAUGCCGAAACAAACUAAGAAGAAUUUGA